Myzus persicae (green peach aphid) is the source of this 2358-nucleotide messenger RNA. Its product is annotated as 52 kDa repressor of the inhibitor of the protein kinase-like. NCBI's taxonomy places the organism in Eukaryota, Metazoa, Arthropoda, Insecta, Hemiptera, Aphididae. The record is from RefSeq and is a predicted model, not a curated record. Bases 1 to 2358 code for a protein of 785 amino acids. Gene Ontology annotation, molecular function: protein dimerization activity. The transcript has 4 exons.
AUGAGUGAUAAAAAACCAAAACGUAAACAAGGUAACUUGGAUAGCUUCUUCAGUAAAAAAUUUAAAACGGAGUUUAAAUCUAUUAACCACAAUUGUGAAAUAAGCAAUACUGCAGCAUUAUUUGAAGCGACUGAACCUAUUCCUUCUGCACUAGAUUCUCCAAGUACAAGUAACAUAUCACCACAGAAUGAUUUAUCAAAACCGAUAAAUUCCAAAUAUGAUAUUGGUCUUUAUGUAAAUUAUGUUGAUUCAUUACCAAAUGAAGAAAAGGUUUCAAUUUUAAAUAAUGUAUGGACACCUGAUCCUAAUUUCAUUUUUCCAUCUCAAACAUAUUCUAAAUGUAAAGAAGGAGCCUUUUGUAAAUACUGUGUUCUUUUUCUCAACCAAAAUCAAGUUGGGAAAGGUUCUCAUGAAUCUUUAGGUGGAUUAGUUACUAAACCUUAUACAAAUCUAAAAAAAGCUUUGGAAACAUUUAGAUGUCACGCUAGUUAUAGUUAUCACCGCACUGCUGUAUUGAAUGCCGAUAAUAUUAUUGCAAUUCUAAACAAUAAACAAGAUAAUGUUUUGGUUCAGUUAAAUAAUCAACUUAAAGAGGAUAUUUUACAAAAUCGUAAUAUGCUCAAGCCUAUCAUUCAGACUAUACGAUUGUGCGGUAGACAACAAUUUGGUUUAAGAGGGCAUCAAGAUUCUGGUCGUAUAUCAAUGAAAGAACCAAUUCAAAAUGACGGAAAUUUUCGUUGUCUUUUGAGACAUCGUGCACAACAUGGUGAUUGUACGCUAAAAAAAUAUUUGGAAAAUUGUAGUUCUAAUGCCAUGUAUACAAGUCCACUUAUCCAAAAUGAAAUUAUCAACAUUUUUGGCGAACUUAUUCAAUCAGACAUAAUUAAAAAAAUUUCAAAAUCAAAUUAUUUUUCUGUACUUGCCGACGAAACGACAGAUAUUGCACAAAUAGAACAAUUUUCAAUUUGUAUUCGGUAUUUUGAAGAAGAUUUGGUGGUUCUUCGAGAAGAUUUUCUUACUUUUGUACCAGUUCAUGAUGUAACUGGUCUUGGUUUGGCAACCGUUUUACUAAAUGCAUUGAAAGAACUUGGUUUGGACUUGGAUAAUCUACGCGGACAAGGUUACGAUGGGGCUGCUACUAUGUCAGGUAACUUUCGUGGUUUUCAGGCAAUUGUGAAAAAGAGCUACCCAAAAGCUUUAUACACUCACUGUGUUUCUCAUUCCCUGAAUCUUUGCUUAUCUGAUGCUGCCAAAACACAAGCUAUUCGUAAUUCAUUUAGUAUUAUUUCUGAUUGUUGUGGUUUUUUCCAUUCCUCAGCAAAGAGAACGACAAUUUUAAAAAAUAAAAUUAUAGAGAUCCUACCUAACACUCAGUCGUUCAAAUUAAAGUCGUUAUGCGAAACUCGGUGGGUUUUACGCCACGAGGCUGUAAUGCUGUUUAAGGAAUUUUUAGAACCUAUUGUCGUCGCUCUUGAACAAAUAGAUUGUGAUUCUUCAAACAGAACAACUAGCUUAUUAAAUACCAUCUGUAAUUUUAAAUUUUUAGUUUCUGUCUGCGUAUCAUCUAAAUUGUUAAGUUAUAUUUAUCAUUUAUCAGAAUACUUGCAAACUAAAAAUAUUGAUUUAGUAAAUGCCCUUGAUAGAGUGAAUCAGGUAACAAUCCAACUUCAAAUAUUAAGAGAUAAUGCAACUGAUGAAUUUAAUAAGAUUUAUGAAGAAGUCAACCGUUUAGGAGGUUUAAUAAAUGUGGAAGAAAGUAUGCCACGAAUAUGUAUUACUCAAAGAAACCGCCAAAAUGUUCUUUUUCAAAGUACUAAAGAAUUUUAUAGGAGAACAGUUUUUAUACCUCACUUAGAUGAUAUACUUUUAUCAUUGAAUGAACGUUUUUUAUCACAUCAUGAAAUAAUAAAUUUUCUGCAAUACGUUUUACCAAAUAUGAUUGUAGAUAAACCAUAUUCAAAUCUUAAAACAGCAAUUACAUUUUACCAGAAUGAUUUAAAAGGUUAUGAUGACAUUAUAGAAGCUGAAUAUCAAUUAUGGCAGUCGAAAUGGAACUUAGUUGAAUCUCGGCCAUCGACGGCAAUCGUAGCACUUCAUCAAUGUGAUCAACUAAUGUACCCAAAUAUGUAUGAUCUUCUUAAGAUACUAUCAAUACUUCCUGUUUCAACAGCAACUGCAGAGAGAAGUUUUUCAACAUUAAGGAGAUUGAAAAAUUAUCUUCGAAACACAACAUCUGAAUCACGGCUUGUGGGACUAGCUCUAUUAUCAAUUCAUAGAGAUGUAGAUAUUACUGAUGAUAUGGUACUAGAUAAGUUUUCGAACAGUGGAAAAUCUAGACGACUAAAAUUAACAAUAUGA